Lagenorhynchus albirostris (white-beaked dolphin) is the source of this 3372-nucleotide messenger RNA. It is a transcript of the gene NUDT17, whose product is annotated as nudix hydrolase 17. Gene Ontology annotation, cellular component: cytosol. Bases 1928 to 2812 code for a protein of 294 amino acids. Lineage: Eukaryota; Metazoa; Chordata; Mammalia; Artiodactyla; Delphinidae. The transcript is spliced from 8 exons. Gene Ontology annotation, molecular function: NADH pyrophosphatase activity. Gene Ontology annotation, biological process: NADP+ catabolic process; NAD+ catabolic process. The record is from RefSeq and is a predicted model, not a curated record.
UGUUUGAACAUCCCUGACAGUGAGAAAAACUUCUCCCAAAGCUGUUCGUUCCAUUUUCAAAAGGCUACACCUGUUCUUUACUUUGUUAAACUGUAAUCUUAAACACACACACACACACACACACACACACACACACACACAAUGUAGGGAAUGUGAAAGACUACCACAGAGGGGGGAUAAAAGCUAUUUUCAGGGCUAGCAGGUGGAUUGGCCCAAGCAGUCACACUAGAAUCUAUGGAUAAAAGUUACAUUUGCCAGCUCCGGGCUUCUAACACGUCUGAAAUUAUCUAUGUGAAACACUUAGCACAAUGCCUGGCAUGUGAUAAGCACUCAAUAAAUCACUGCCUUCCUCUUCACCAUGGUUCCUAAAAACUGGCAAUUCUAACUUCUCUCUCCUAGUACCAUGGACAGAUGACUAAUCUAGUUGACAUAAUUUGUCCCAGCAGCUUCAGUUUCAUUUAAAGCAGGUGUUGUUUUAUAAUCUCCUCAGUUUCCUCUUACCAGUGUUAGUUCUAAUUCAUUAAACAUUUGAAUGCCAAUUAAUUGCCAGCCACUAUACUAGGUAUAAUAUACAAAGAUAAAUACAAUACCAUCUCUGCCUUCAAGGCACUUACCAUCAUUUACUGAGCACCAGUUAUGUGCCCGGUAUGUCCCCAGGCCUUGGGGAUGCAAAGAUGAAUAGCCUUGAGCAUACAGCCUAGUGGAGGGAGACAGAUAAGUACAAGGAAGUGUUGGGGGGGGGGGCUAUAGUGGGAAAGUAUCAUACAGAGGCAAAGGGGAAAAGGGUCAGGCAGGAAAGGGAGCAUAGAGAAGGUGACACAAUCCGUAUUUUGAAAGAUGGGGAUUUGCCAGGUGGAAGGGAAAAAGGAUCCCAGAGGGAAGCAGAGCCUAUUUCUUGGGGGAACAGGGAAUAACAUGUGACUGAAAAACAGGGCAUAUGUCCUGCCAGAAUUGACAGGCAGGGGCAAGGACUGGUGGGUGUGUAGCAAGGAUGCUGUGUUAAGUAGCUUAUCUUAUCCUGAGAGCAGUGGGAAGCAAAGUGAGCAGAUCUGUAUUAGAAAGAUGACUCUGGCCGCACUGUAGAGAAUGAAUUGGUGGAGGCAGGACUAUUUAAAGACUUGUAAUAGUAUCUCAGGCAGAAUAUGAGGAAGGCUUGAACUGGGCAAUGGUGGCUGGAGAUUAAGACAUGGAUUUGAGAAAGUUUAAGGAAGUAGAAUCUGCUGCACUUGGUUGCCAUUUGAGUGAAAAGAAAGGGAAGGUGGGACUUCCCUGGUGUUCAGUUGUUAAGAAUCCGCCUUCCGAUGCAGGGGACUCCCGGCUCCAUCCCUGGUUGGGGAACUAAGAUCCCACAUGCUGGGGCAACUAGGCCCCUGGCGCUCUGGAGCCUGCAUGCCACAACUAUAGAGAAGCCUGCAUGUCACAACUAUAGAGAAGCCCACAGGCGGCAACAAAAAAUCCCACAUGCUGCAACUAAGACCCCACACAACCAUAAAUAAAUUAAACGAGAAAAAAAAAAAAGGGAAGGUGUCAAAAAUGUUUCUUGGGUGUCUGGCUAAGAGACAGAUGUAAUUCACUAAUUGGAGGUGUUACCUGCUAUACCAGAUAGGUGUGCAGAGUGCCAUGGAGGGGUGCUUAUCGUUCCGCCCAUGGCUGGUGGGAGAUGACACGUGAAUCCAGAAAUCAUUCCGUCUGGGGAUCAUUUUCCUAAACAGAAGAUGGGAGGAAAAGAGGAGCUGAGGAUUUAGAGUUGUUCCCCUUUGUCAUUUACCUAUCACACCCCUGGUUCAUCCCCAAGUGUCUUGCCUAAAUUUCCCGGGGGAAGUCCCGGAAGCCGGGCUUCCUUCCCACCCGGCGGAAGGCUCCGAGGGGAAGCCCGCUGGGCCACUAGAGGGCGCGGAGUGGGCCGCAGAGACCCCAGAGCCGCGUUAUGGCGGCGGCGAGGGUGCUUCUCCUGUCCGGACGGCCGGAGUCGGUGAGCUUCGCGCAGAGCGUGUGUGGCCUCCUGGGCGCCGGGCCGGGGCUCGGGCCGUGGCCCACGUACUGCGGCCUCAAGCGGGGAGAACUCGUCCUCUCGGACAGGCCGUUCCCAGGAGCCUCCGCCAGGCUUCCGCUCCAGCGACCCCCUUUCUGCCCUUUUUCGGCCGUGGAUCAGCAGCCCAGGGCUUCUGGGGCCGAGCUGCCCACGAAUCGAGGUGUGGAUCUGGCUGUGGCGGUCGUUCUGCAGUCCAGCGAUCAGACUGUCUUGCUGACCCGAAGGACACAAACUCUCAACGUUUCCCCCAACCUCUGGGUACCCCCAGGUGGGCACGUGGAGCCUGAUGAAGAGCUGCUGGACGGAGGACUUCGAGAGCUUUGGGAGGAGAGUGGACUACAGCUGCCCCAGGGCCAGUUCUCUGGGGUCCCUCUGGGGUUAUGGGAGUCUGCCUACCCUCCUAGGCUGAGCUGGGGUCUCCCCAAAUACCAUCACAUCAUUCUCUAUCUACUUGUCAUUUCCCAGGAGUCACAGCAGCAGCUACAGGCCCGGAUCCAACCAAACCCAAGAGAGGUGAGCGCCCUUAUGUGGCUGGGACCAGAUGUAGCAGCUGCGGUGGCUGCCACAGAGGAUGGGACAGAGACACCCAGACAUCUUCCCCAGGACCUACCGCCUUCUGUCCUUGCGGUGGAACUAGAAGAGAAUGGAGGAGCUCGACCUCUGGUCUUGCCCACGUCCACACUGCUGCGGACGACCCCAGCCACGGCAGAUAGCAAAGAGAGGGUCAGCACUGGGACCAAGUUUGCCCUCAGGCUCUGGCUACAGCAUCUGGGCAGGUAGAGCUGGGAUAGCAGCUGAAGUGACAGGACAGUGCUUCUUCGUCGGGGGCAGGUCCUCCUCGUCUGAUGAGCUUUCUAUUGUCAAGUCAAUAACUUCAACCUUCUUCUUAUUCUCUGAUGGAUUGCCCUCUUGGACUGGGCUAUACUGGAGGCCUGUGGUUGGUAAGAAGACUGUGUCUCAGAGAAGAGGCCAUACAAGACUUAGCUCAACUGGGGGACAGGGGGUCACUCACCAUCCAGCCCAUACCCUGGCGGGGGGCAAACCUCAGAUGCCUCCUUCUUGGGUUUCAUUGGGCACCAGGAUCCAUCUUCCAUGAACUGGAUCUCAUCACAAUCCGAGCAGGAAUUAAGAAUCUCCAUGAAUAAACUAGGGGAGGGGAGAGAUAGGAAUUCAUGUGGCUGGGAGAUGGCUGCAACAGUAGCCAGGGAGUUCUGGGACUCACCUUCCUGAACCUCAGUUUCCUCACCUGUAAAUUAGGGAUGUUAUCCACCCUCCUGACCUCUCUGAGUUGUUGGAAUCAAAUAAAGUAAGGUGCAUAAAAGAGCUUUGAAAAUUUUUAA